This is a messenger RNA of Triplophysa dalaica, 5971 nucleotides long. RefSeq names its product alpha-1,3-mannosyl-glycoprotein 4-beta-N-acetylglucosaminyltransferase C. Gene Ontology annotation, biological process: protein N-linked glycosylation. The transcript has 4 exons. Gene Ontology annotation, molecular function: acetylglucosaminyltransferase activity. NCBI's taxonomy places the organism in Eukaryota, Metazoa, Chordata, Actinopteri, Cypriniformes, Nemacheilidae. Bases 623 to 1996 code for a protein of 457 amino acids. The record is from RefSeq and is a predicted model, not a curated record.
AGCUAAUGAAAUUGUGUACAUUAGGCUGUAUAUUCCAUUGAAAAUGAACAUUUAAAGUUUGACAUGACACAUGCAAUUUACAGCAACUUUUCUAACGAUUAAUUGUUUAACCGUUUUUAUCCAUUUGAUAUUUGCAAUUAUAUUUUACACAUUAUUGUUUAGCCACAAUAAAGACUUUCAGCACAAUGUACCGUUGGAAGAAAUAAAUCAAAGUUUUGUUAUAUUAGCCUAUAACUAAGAUAAUAUAAAGUCCGCAAAUAAGCCGUGGUUGUUACACUGUAACAAUCUAAAUAAAUUCUAUAAGGGUCUAGUGGGCAGUAGUUCAAUCGGAUGCAGAGGAACCACCUCUGUGCAUGGUGACGUUGAUUGUGAUGCUGACGAGGAACUAGUUUCAACAAGACUAACAAAACGUUACUUAUCUGACAAGGUGUUUCCCUCAACCUUUGGUCGGUUCUUUUAACAUAUGCUACAGUAGGCAACACGAAUCUUUAAUCGCUCCUCAACAGACGAGUUGAACUUCUGAGGUGAAAGGCGCAAGUGAAGGACGAGAAUCUGUAUAUCAAAUCCUCCAUGAACGGAUUAUAAUCGUACAGGUCGUAAAAAGAGACAGAAAAGCUGGGGGAUGAGAUGCCAUCUGAAAACAUUGGUCCAGUUAGCGGCUGGUCUUUUCAUAUUGGCCAGCGUCUACAUCAUGCGGAGACCACCGUCGGAAAACAAGUCAUUGGCCUGGAUCUGGGACAGAGAGACUUGGCCUGAAGAGAUUAAGAGCCAUUACCUCCGUUUCAAUGUUUCCAUUAAACUUCUGGCAGGAGAACCUCAGCAGACCAAGAAGUAUCUAACAGUCGGACUUGCGUCUGUGAAGAGGCAAAAGGACAGUUACCUUCAGAGCACCCUUAAGUCAAUCUUCACUCAGUCCUCUGAGAAGGAACUGGCUGAAAUGGUGGUAGUCGUCCUUCUCGCCGACUUUGACCUCAACUGGGUCCAGCAGACCGUCCAGACGAUUACGGAGGAGUUCUCCCAACACCUCUCCAAAGGCCAGUUGUUGGUCAUCCACGCCCACCAGGGGAGCUACCCUCCGCUUACGGGCCUGAAGAGUAACUUCAACGACGCUCCCAAACGCGUGACCUUCCGUUCAAAGCAGAACGUCGACUACUCCUUUUUGCUCCAUUUUUGCAGCAACCUCUCCCAAUACUACAUCAUGUUGGAGGACGACGUGAUCUGCUCCAGAAAUUUCCUCUCGAGCAUACGCGAGCACGUUCACUCGUUGUACGCCUCGAAGUGGGCCACGCUGGAAUUUUCCAAGCUGGGCUACAUCGGGAAACUUUACAAAUCGCGUGACCUGCCCACUUUGGCGCGCUUUCUGUAUAAUUUCUAUCAGGAAAUGCCCUGCGACUUCCUGUUGACACAUUUCCGCACCUUGUUGAUGCAGGACAAAGUCAUUCGGUUUCGUCCGUCUCUGUUUCAGCAUGUAGGCACGUACUCGUCUUUUCAAGGCACCUUAAAUCGUCUGAAGGAUGAGGACUUCCUUGAUGAACUCGCCGAUAACCCGCCAGCAGACAUUAACACAAACAUUCCAGCUUUCACCACCUACACGCCCGACCGGGCCUAUAACCAAGACUCUUCUUAUUUCUGGGGCACGUCUCCUAUCGGCCCUGAAAGCUAUUUCUUCGUGGCCUUUCACAAGCCAGCACUGGUCUCCCGUGUGCGAAUCCUAACGGGGCUGGAAGGGAAAGAUUUGCUCGCCUCUGCUGUAGUGGAGAUUGGGAGGACUCUGUUGAAGAAGGAGUCCAAGAUGGAAUGCUCAGGGUUAGAGACGCUGGGUUCACUUCAACAAGGAAAGUUCGAUAAGUCAGAUAUUGAAAAACUGGUGAACACGAACUCUUCGUGCGUUCAGAUCCGAGUAACAGCCGAACAGUCGGACUGGGUCGUUAUAAAUUACUUUCAGAUCUGGACCGUUAAGGCUUACAGAUCACAUGACGAGAACAUCGCAACAUAAAAGUUAAAUAGACACACAUUUGGGGAGACAAAGCCUGCCAUUACACCGCUGAAGUUCACUCGCAACUACUUCAUCUGUGGAUUCAGAAUGUGCAACAUCUAGACCGAACAAAACCAGGCAAACAUAGUUUACAAGUUACUUGUUGACCAAUUAUCUUUUCAUAACUUAUAUUUUCAUGCAUUUGACAGACAUUUGACUACAAGGUAUACAUUUUGUGGGUUCUUAACUUGUUACUUUUAGCCUACACAUGAAAAUGCAAUGUUUGAACUAAAAUGCACUAACUAACUAACUCAUGAAUGCUUUGGAGUACAGACCUAUGGUGGUCUCAUUUGAAAGAAGACACUUGGAAGAUUAUUUCUGUUUUUUUUUUUACCAUUUUUUAUUUAUUUUAGUUUAUAUUUACUGCUAUAACUAACUAUAAAAAUAUUAUAGUUAAAAAACAAAACAAAUCUAUAUGACUCGGCCUUAAAAUGUCAAAAGGUCAAAGUCCAAAUUACUUUUUUUAAUGAAGUUUGAGCUUGAUGGACCAAAUGAUGUUUCUUUUAAAUGUUUUAGCUGCAGUACCACAAUAAUCCAAUAGGGGCAACGUUUGCUUUUGAUCUGACAUUGGACACCAUACACCAUAACAGACAUUAAGAUUCUUCGUUUUCAAUUGUUUUUAUUCCUCACAUGAAGAGACAAUGAAAAAUUAGACAGGACCGUGAACAACAUCACGAAAAAACAUGAAAUGUACAAGAUAUUGUAGUUUAUGUUUAUUGUUAUAACAAACUAUACAAAUGUUGUGUUUAGAUUUUAUUUAAAAAACAAACAAAAAAUCGAUAUGUUUCGGCCUAAAAAUGUCAAAAGGUCAAAGUCCCAAGUACAACCAGUUUUUUUUAUGAAGUUUGAGCUUGAUAGACCAAAUGAUGUGUCUUCUGUGUGUUUAAACUGCAGUACCACAAUAAUCCAAUAGGGGCAACCUUUGCUUUUGAUCAGACAUUGGACACCACAACAGACAUUGAGAUUCUUCUUUUUCAAUUUUUUUUUAUUCUUCACAUGAAGAGACAAUAAAAAAUGAGACAGGACUGUCAAAUAUUGAAGCAAAUGAAAGUCUUCCGCUGGCGGAACAAUGUCAUUUAGCCGGACCAGGUUAAACCCAUGUCAUUGGUGUUGUAAGCUAUAUUCUUUACCUGUCAAGUUAUAGGAACCCUUUGAAAAAAAAUAUAUAUAUAUUUUAAAAACAUUUUGCUCUGAAGGUACAUCUCGGAAUGUUUAAAAAGAGUUAUGUGGAAAAAAACAUUAGUUUAUUUUCAUUACAAAACCAAAAAUUCUAUUAAAAUGUAAACUGUAUUUCUUUUUAAAUAUAUAUAUUUUUUUAUGAAAAAAACAUUUUAAUUUUAUUUUAAAAUGAAUGUUAUCUAUUUUAUGAGAGUUUAUUCCAAAAUGUGGAUAAAAAAUAAAAAAGAAUAAGUAAAUUAUCCUAACUUUUGAAUGGCAGUGAACAGUAUGUUUAUACCAGAGCCAUUGAGAGAGAGAGUCGCGGCAACUCUGUUGACCCCAAUGGAACAGUUUUUUCACAGCAAUGGCGGUUCAUGGAUACUCUCAAUAGUUCCUGGAAGGUACUAGUUACGAAUGGAACUGUGACUAAACAGACCAACUGAGGUAAACUUGUAACCAAUUUAGAGACGAAAGCCAUUUAAAGUGAAAACAUAACUUCCUGGAACUAUCUGAAGGCUCCAUGAAUCACAUGACAUUGUCUUCCCAUGUCUUCCUCUGAUUUAUACAAAACCCUUGACCAACAGAGGAUAGAAAAAGCUUAUCUGGGGAUUUAUAAGCACAAUGGAACACACAAUUAAAAGGUGUCUAUUAUGGCUGUCAAUGGACAAAAACAUUGAGUGUAUAGUUUGACAAGGAGGAUUAUCUGUCAUAGCAAUAGGUGGUUGACUAGCUACCAAAGACAUAGAUUUUUUAAUGAAGAAAUUAUGGGAGAGGGAAAUUAUAAAUUUUCGAUGCACUUUUUACAUAAAUUACCCUAAAACUGACUGUCAACUAAAUGUCAGAACGUGACCGGUUUGUUACAGGGCAGGAUGUGUAAGAACGAAAAAAAGCAGUAAAAGAUUUUGCAAAAAGGGAAAGCAGGAAAGGGAAACAUUAUGGAGUCUUGAUAAUGAAAUACAAUUUGGAAAAUUACAGAAACAUUUAUUUAAAAUUUCAAGUCUUCGGAAAGGAGGCCAAUUUGAAAGGUGCUUGGCGUCCCCUAGGGGUAAAGAGCUAAAAAGCUCAGUUCUCUAUAAAAUUGUCGAUACAGCACUUGCUCACAAGAACAAUAUAUUAUUUUUGUUUAAUUUUAUUUGAAAUGAUCUUACAUGUAUUGAUGUGCACUGUAUAUUUAUUUUAAAGUUUUAUGUUUGAAAUCACUGUUGAAAACUGUUCAUAGUAGAUGAUUAUUUACCAAAUCGACAUGAGGUUUAUUUAAAUAUCAUCUUGAAUCAUAUGCAUAUAAGCCAACUUAGAAUAUUAAUACAGUAUAUAUAUAUAUAUAUAUAUAUAUAUAUAUAAAUAUUACAUAACUUUAAAUCGUUGCAUACUGCCCCUAAAGUGUUAACGUUUUUGUUUACAUGCAAAUGUGUUACUAGUCAUUUUUAUACCAGUUUGUUUUUUGUCAUCUUAAGCUGUGAUGUUUACUUGAUCGCUUCAGUUGUUUUAUGGAAUCCUAGCCAUUGCACUAAUAUAGCUUACAGUAAAAUAACUGUGCACCUGCAACCUGCAGGAUCUCUUUAAUAACUUUCCAGCCCACUUGACACCCUAAAGUCUUGUCUUUGUGUUCAUGUUACUGCUGCACUCUUUGGCUGGUCACCCUCUGCUGGCCUGCACAGGGUUUGGUGACUUGUAAUAAAAAAUAGGCAAGGGUCAUAUAUCCUUAUGACCUAGUUUUUCUGAAGCAACCCGAGUGUAUCAUGUUGCCCUCCAGCCAGAACUUUCAUGUCCCCAGCUCAACGUGACCAGGCCCACUUGUUGGUGAGUUUCGGCGAAUGUAACCGAUUGCACAACCAUACAUUAUGUCUGCAGUGCACCUCACCACAGAGAAUGUUUCUGUUAGAAAGGGCUCAGGUAACAUCCUAAUUAUAUAUACAGUCCUCUAACCCUGACCCUGUGAUAGUGAACUAAACAUACAGACACGCUUCAGUCACAAUUAAAUGGAGUCAAGGGCCAGACCCACAGCUCAUCCCGUCCCAAAAAAAUAUUUUUACCAUCAUGAUCAAUGCUGAAUUUACCUAAAAAAUGUAAUUGAAAGUUUAUUUCAGGGGAUUUGUAGAUUUUAUGUGAUUUUCGUUGUCGUUGUUUGUGCAAAUGAAGAGUUUUAUAUAUAGCUUGAUUUAUACCUAACAAUAAAGGGUUAUUUAUUAAAGGGCUUGUUAGAUAUUCGGGUUGUGCUUCUGUGUUUUGUCACAGCAAACAAAAAGUAUGGUUAAAGAUCCCUUUACGGUUCAUUGUGAAAAUAUGUCGGGAAUAUUUUAUUGGUUUUUAGAGUUUAUAAAACAUGAUUUGAAUAAACCAGAUUACAUUACAUUCCACUCAUGAGUCUCUUGGGGGUCAGAAUAGUUUCUUAACAGCUACACCUAUACAGUACAACUGUACAUUUAUUCUAUAGCAUAGUAUACUAUAGUAAUUUAAAAAUACUACCAUUUUAAAAAAUAUAUAUUUUAAGCAUAAAAGAUAGCACGUCAUAAUAUAGAAUUUAUAUUCAGGAUGUUUCAAAUUUAAUCAUUUAUUUUUUCACAACAAUAUUUUCCAUCGAGGACUUGUAAAACGUGUUAAAAAAAUGUUUAUUUACCUUAAAAGUCACAAAGCAUCACCUUCAUACAUUAAUAUGUUAUAUCCUUGUCUGAGCUAUUUAAACCCAUUGAAGUAUUCCAUGAAUGAAUGUAGAAGUAUGAAUACUGUGUUAUAAAUCACAAACUGUACAGUGGGUAUUUUUGUAUUUUCUCAGUACUU